UGGAGAGGUCCUGUUUCUCUGCUGAUACCACACUUUUCACUCCAGCGAACGUUCAUCAACUCCUCUUUUCCAAUGCAUACACGUAGACGAUAAACGCGGCCCGUCGACUUCGCGGAAUACUUGACUUUAUAGCGGACGGACCCAGAAUGGAAUGUUUCCCAUGAUUUGUUUCGUCUGAAGGAUUUAUGCGGUUUUAGGGUUAAAGAGAAAAAGGGGACACGUUGACGAAAGACGCCUAUGAGGCUCCGAAAGUGAAGAGAACAAACAUAAAAGCCAAAAGAUGGACCUGAAGCUGCUUUUCAUAUCAACAUUUUUAGGAUUCCUUUGUUGCAGCAGUGCCCAGCAAGAGGGCAAUGAGUGCAUCAAAGCCAAUGCUUUAUCAUGUGGUGAGUGCAUACAAGUCGGGGCUAAAUGUGGAUGGUGCACUGAUCAAGAGUUCCUAAAACAGGGCGAACCGACAUCAGCCCGCUGUGAUGAGCUGGAGUCCCUCAGGAAGAGAGGUUGUGAAGACGCCAAGAUCGAGAACCCUCGUGGGAACCAACGCAUCCUUAAGAACAAGGCAGUGACCAACCGCAAGAAAGGCGCAGAGAAACUCCGACCCGAAGAUAUCACACAGAUCCAGCCACAGAAACUCAGCCUCAACCUUAGAUCUGGGGAGCCUCAGAACAUUAAACUGAAAUUCAAGAGGGCUGAAGACUAUCCCAUAGACCUGUACUACCUUAUGGACCUGUCCUUCUCCAUGAAGGAUGACCUGGAGAACGUCAAAAACCUUGGGACUAGUUUGAUGUUGGAGAUGUCCAAGAUCACUUCAGAUUUCAGAAUUGGUUUUGGCUCUUUUGUGGAGAAAACUGUUAUGCCGUAUAUCAGCACCACACCAGCAAAGCUUCUGAACCCCUGCACAGGGGACCAAAACUGCACCAGCCCCUUCAGCUACAAAAAUGUGCUAAAACUCACCAGCAACGGGCAGCAGUUCAACACUCUGGUCGGUCAGCAGCAGAUAUCGGGAAACCUCGACUCACCUGAGGGGGGAUUUGAUGCCAUCAUGCAGGUGGCUGUCUGUGGGGACCACAUUGGCUGGAGAAACGUCACCCGUUUGUUGGUGUUCUCCACUGACGCAGGUUUCCAUUUUGCUGGAGAUGGCAAACUUGGUGGAAUCGUGCUUCCCAAUGAUGGGAAAUGCCACCUGGAAAACAACAUGUACACAAUGAGCCAUUAUUACGAUUACCCCUCCAUCGCCCAUCUGGUUCAGAAACUGAGUGAAAACAACAUUCAGACCAUUUUUGCAGUCACAGAGGAGUUUCAGCCUGUUUACAAAGAACUUAAAAACCUCAUUCCAAAAUCUGCAGUGGGCACACUGUCAGCAAACUCCAGCAAUGUUAUCAAUCUUAUUAUUGAUGCUUACAAUUCUCUAUCCUCAGAGGUCAUUCUUGAAAACAGUAAGCUUCCUGAGGGAGUGACCAUCACCUAUCAGUCACAUUGUAAAAACGGAAUAGUGAAUGAUGGAGAAAAUGGAAGAAAAUGCUCCAACAUCUCUAUCGGAGACGAGGUAUCCUUCAACAUUAAUAUCACAGCUCAGAGCUGUCCCAAACAAGGCAAGUCUGAAACCAUUAAGAUCAAGCCACUGGGCUUUACAGAGGAAGUGGAGAUCACGCUCAGCUUCAUCUGUGAGUGUGAAUGCCACAAGCAUGGCGUCAAGAACAGUGACAAAUGCCAUAAUGGCAAUGGAACAUUUGAGUGUGGAGCCUGCAGGUGCAAUAAGGGACGUGUUGGCAGACAGUGUGAAUGUCGAAAAGACGAGGUGUCCACCGAAGACCUGGACAAGAACUGCCGCAAGGACAACGGCACGGACAUCUGCAGCAAUAACGGCGAGUGUGUGUGCGGGACCUGCGAGUGCAAGAAGAGGGACAAUCCCGAAGAACGCUACAGCGGCAAGUUCUGCGAUUGCGACAACUUUAACUGCGACCGCUCCAACAACAAACUCUGCGGAGGACACGGCCACUGUGAGUGUAGGGUGUGUAUCUGUGAUGCUAACUACACUGGAAGUGCGUGUGACUGCUCUCUGGACACCUCCACCUGCUUAGCCUCCAACAAACAGAUCUGUAAUGGCAGAGGGAUUUGUGAGUGUGGCACCUGCAGGUGUACGGAUCCCAAAUUCCAGGGACCCACCUGUGAGAUCUGCCCCACCUGCCCUGGAGUCUGUACUGAGCACAAGGAGUGUGUGCAGUGCCGGGCGUUUGGCACAGGAGAGAAGAAGGACACUUGUGAGAGGGACUGUAGCUACUUUAACCUCAUCAAGGUGAAGCACAGAGAUAAACUCCCUCAGCCUGUGCAGGCUUUCCCCCUCAUGCACUGUAAGGAGAGAGACACCAACGACUGCUGGUUCUAUUACACCUACGCCGUCAACAACAACACCGAGAAGGAAGUCCAUGUGGUGGAAUCUUUAGAGUGCCCAGCGGGUCCUGACAUCAUCCCCAUUGUGGCGGGUGUGGUCGCAGGCAUCGUUCUGAUUGGUUUAGCUCUGCUACUGAUCUGGAAGCUGCUUAUGAUCAUUCACGACCGACGCGAGUUCGCCAAGUUUGAGAAAGAGAAGAUGAAUGCCAAGUGGGACACGGGAGAGAAUCCAAUCUACAAGAGUGCUGUCACAACUGUGAUCAACCCUAAAUAUGAAGGCAAAUAAUGGACAUCCAUAUCACACGCAGAAAUGGAUGCGGGGUUAUCCUGAUGUUUCUUUUUAAAUGUUUAUUUUCCGAUUUCAUUCUUUUAGAAACAGUAUUGUAGCACUGUUUUAGGAAGCAGUAUUUUAUGAAGGACUGACUGCCUCUCGUCCCAUGCUAAACAUGUACAAUUUGUAUAGUCUUUUUAUUUACAUCUGUAUCUCUUCUUUUAAACAGCUGUGUACAUUCUUUGAUAACUUUUCACACAGAACAGAUAUUUGUGCCUUUUCACAAGUGUUAAAGCAUUUCAGUUUAUGUUUCUGUGCAAAUGGAUCCACAAAUCCCCUAAAAUAUGGCAAAAAAAAAGAAGAAGAAAAAAAGAAAAGAAAUCAUCAGAUGCCAUUUUUAAAAUCAUAUUUACUUUAGUUGUUGUUGUUCAGUAACUGCAUUAAUCCAAGAGUGCUAUUAAUCAUAUAAGUUAACUAGGAAAGUUUGGCAUUUUAUGAUGAUAAUCUAUCCAUUUUUUUAUUUUUAUUUUUUUUACUUUUAUAGACACCCUUGCAUUUCAUGCCAAAAAUGUCUGUAAGAUGAUGCAAAACACACGAGGUUAUUUCUCACUUAUUUUUGCUCUUAGAAAAUCAUAAUGGCACAUGUCUUGUGGUCAAAAUUUUGAGCUGAAAAUGUCUGUCCGUUAUAUAUGUUAUGAAAGGGUUAUGUGUUUAAUUAUUAUAUGGCUCAAUGUAUUCAGGUGAUGUCCUGAAGUAUGUAGUCAAGCAGUAUAGAAAGCCAAAUGCCCUAAAAUUGCUCAUUAGUCAUGAGUACAAUUAUGGAUAACUAUAAAUGAAGUUUCAAAUCUUGUCUCUGUAUGUAUAAUUAAAAACAUGCAAAAUAUUAGUUGUAACCAUUCACAGAUGUUAGAGAUGCUAUAAGCUAAAAAAAAAAAAAAAAAAAAACGUUUUCAAUUGUUUAGAAAUUAAUUUAUCUGGUGAAAAUGAAGAAUUAGGGAGUAGUUUUGUGUGCAGUUGAUAUGCUCAAGGUACAAGAACCCUGUUUUUAAUCUAUUUUAUUGGGAUGUAACAAAAUAUACAUGAAUUUUGAAAAAAAUAAACAAAAUAACAAACAUUACAAAGAAAUGACAAAAGUGGACAGCCAGCCAAAACACCCCAUGUGUUAGUUAGUGGUUUGGUUUAAAGUGCCUUUUUCUGGUAUUUUCAGUAUUGCCAUUUUUGAAUUUAUUUAUUAAAACAAAAUAAAAAAGA
This is a messenger RNA of Myxocyprinus asiaticus (Chinese sucker), 3913 nucleotides long. RefSeq names its product integrin, beta 1a (gene itgb1a). Bases 281 to 2677 code for a protein of 798 amino acids. Gene Ontology annotation, molecular function: collagen binding involved in cell-matrix adhesion; fibronectin binding; laminin binding. The transcript has 16 exons. Gene Ontology annotation, cellular component: integrin complex; focal adhesion; cell surface. Lineage: Eukaryota; Metazoa; Chordata; Actinopteri; Cypriniformes; Catostomidae. Gene Ontology annotation, biological process: cell-matrix adhesion; integrin-mediated signaling pathway; cell adhesion mediated by integrin. The record is from RefSeq and is a predicted model, not a curated record.